UCGGAAGCAGGUUCACACGGGUAUUCAGAAGUUCCUACCGAGCCUCUGCCUGCCUCUGAGUUAAGGGUGUUCAACGAACACAUGACUCGGAGGAAGCAUUUCUUAUCGGAUUUCGAGCGGUACAAUCCUGUUCAGAAUAUGCAUGCACUGGCAAACCACGUGUUUGAUCUCUCAGAAAACGUUCAUCGCGUGGGAGACGAAGUUGCAGUGUCGCGCCGCAUGCUGGACAUGGUUGGGAGUCACCAACGAGAGGGAAAUCACAACCUCCGGAUUAUUGGUGAAGACGUUAUCGGAUUGGAAAAGAGAUUCGGAAUUUUAGAGAAGGAAAUUGGACAGUUGAGGGGAAGAGUCGAGGAGACCCAUCGUGAAACCCAGCAGGGGUUUGCCGAGAUCAAGGGCAUGUUGAUGACCCUUGUGGGUGGUAAUGGCGGGUUGCGGGUUUAGGUGUGUACCUGACAUGCCGAUGUCAUCUGGAGCGGGCGAGAUGCAUUAUCUAACGUGGGACAUAGCAUUGGGACGGCGUUUUUGGCUUGGGUUUUUCGUUGCAUAUAUACCAGGGCUAUUUUAUUCAGUUACCUCCUCGGACGUUUCUUGAGACGAUACAUCAGGCGUUUUGGAGAGGAAUUCCUACUUUCACAUAAUAUCACCAUCGAAAGUCGUAAAUAUGUUCAGUUGUUGCUGAUGUAUCAUUCUUUGGCUUUUGCAUGGUUACGGUGUUGUGUGCAAGGGGUAUCAUCACCAUGUGCUAUUGGAGUAUCUGAUCUUUCUGUACCGGUUCUUACUGUUGACUGCUUUUUCGUUUUUCUCUCGUUUGUUGAUUUCUUUCUCUCUCAGAGAACGUCUUAUCCACGGUCUCUUUACAUUCAUUUGCCCGUGACCCGGGAUCGUUGUUGGAAGUGGUUUUGGCGAGAAAGGGGUGGACCCAAUUCUCGCUCUUCUAUUUUUUGUUUUUCGUUUUUUUUUUUUACUUGGCUGGAGUUUCCGCUGAGUUGCUUUGUA
Messenger RNA from Tuber aestivum (summer truffle), 999 nucleotides. NCBI's taxonomy places the organism in Eukaryota, Fungi, Ascomycota, Pezizomycetes, Pezizales, Tuberaceae. The record is from the annotation of a GenBank genome assembly.